AUGGGCGGAUGCGAUCAAAAACAUUUCGAAGGUUUACAAGGAGAACGGCGACUACAUCCAGCCUGGACGGUCCAGGUCGCUGCUAUCGCAGCUGGGGAGCUCUACGCCUACGGCAAGUACGAGGUGCUUUUCAAGCCGACCAAGGCUGCCCAACACCAGUUCCGGCCCAAGGCCGAAGAGGCCAUGUCUUAUUUUGUCGGCUGCAAGGCUGUCGAUAAGGGGUACGCCGAGGACGGUGGUUUUGCGAUCAAUGGUGGCAAGGGCUGGUCAGAUCGCGUGUACGACAACCACCAGAUCGCAGUCAAAAGUAGUAUUGCCAUCGCCAUGGGCAACUACUACUUCACCUGCGCAACAACUGGAGAGAAAUCCAAAGUCGAGUACACCUUUGGCUACCAACGUUGCGACGACGGCAAGGUUCGCAUCUUCUUGCACCAUUCGUCCGUGCCGUACGCCGUCUCCAGUAAAGCAGCGGAUCCCAAGGGAAAUAUGGCGGCCAGCACAGCAGCGGUCACCAGGGAAGAUGUGAUCGCUGUGCAGAAUGCGUGGGCGGAUGCGAUCAAAAACAUUUCGAAGGUUUACAAGGAGAACGGCGACUAUGUCCAGGCCGCUGCUACCGCAGCUGGUGAGCUCUACGCCUACGGCAAGUACGAGGUGCUUUUCAAGCCGACCAAAGCUGCCCAACACCAGUUCCGGCCCAAGGCCGAAGAGGCCAUGUCUUAUUUUGUCGGCUGCAAGGCUGUCGAUAAGGGGUACGCCGAAGACGCUGGUUUUGCGAUCAAUGGUGGCCUGAUCAAAUUGCGUGUACGACAACCACCAGAUCGCAGUCAAAAGCAGUAUUGCCAUCGCCAUGGGCAACUACUACUUCACCUGCGCAGCAACUGGAGAGAAAUCUAA
Molecule: messenger RNA, 894 nt
Organism: Prorocentrum cordatum
Lineage: Eukaryota; Dinophyceae; Prorocentrales; Prorocentraceae
Source: the annotation of a GenBank genome assembly